GAUGUUGCAUACCCAGAGCAUUCAGCUGUAGUAAGUUAUGCCAGUGAAGAACAGCAGCUGUCUUGUUUCACUCCUACUAGGUAAAGCUGCGUGUGGCCCUGGAUCAGGACACUUUGGGGCACCCCUACAUUAAAGCUAGGGGCAGUCCAGGUUACCUGGCACUGCCAAGGCAAUUGCAAGUCCAUGACUGCAGCACUGGGAAGAUGCUUUGGAACUGCAAGGUCAUGGGAAGGGAGAAGAAUGCCUGGCCUUCUUUUUAAUGAGGUUUCUGAAGGGUAGGAAAGAUCUAUGUUGUAAAACCACAUCUCACCUGAGAAGCAGAAUGUUUCCCAGAGACUCUGUGAUGCACUGUAGAGCCAAUACAAAUAUACACUAAUGUCUGCUGAAUUUUACCCUCGGGGCUAUGCUAUCCCCCUGAAGAUGGAGAUAAGCUUUUGCCAGGCUCAUUAGUAGGUAAAUCUGUUCAUUGUGAAAGGAUACAUCAAGGAUUCAGGAGGGCUGUUGGGGUUAAUUAAAAACGUUUUUAACUGAAUAACUGAGUAUGAGUGAUGAGUCACCAGGGCAGAUCACACUGCAAAAUUUGUUUUCUUUCCUAUGCUAUUUGCUAUGGCUUAAAGAAGCUGUGUGCAAUCAGUUUGCUCCCCACAAUGGCUCCACCUUCUUUCCUUACGUCUGCUCUGGUAUUGGGAAGCUUAUGAGUGCUGCGUAACAACUCACUGCCACCACCAUCACCUGCUGAUUCCUCUUGGAGUAUCACAGCCCCCUGCACAAAGAAGCUGCUGUAAAAACCUGCAGCGAGAAUCCUUGUGAUUUGUCUGUUAAAGAAACCAGCAAAGCAGAUAAAGCAGUGGGCACCAGAGCAGGAUCUACUUUCAAUGCAUCUUAAUCAUCCACGCGCACAGGAAAGGUGUGCAUCACAUAAAUGUCAUCAAGCAGUUGUGGGGAUGGGGUUUCCAGCAGCAGGUGAGCUAUAAGAGAUGCAUUGAAGAGUGUCAAGGACUGGCAAAGCAUGGCCCCCAGGGCUGGCAGCUAACAUGGGUCUACCAACUCCAGUGACACAGGUAUCUAGUACUGUUUUGGAUCUUGUUUUAAGAGCAGUUUGCUUCAUGCCUUCCCUUGCACACAGGAAACAUGGGCAAUGUGCAUCCACCAUGUUUUUAUCAUUCAGACAUAUGCCCAAGGGAACUUUUACUUGGAUGACUACACUUUGAACAGCAUUGCUUUUCUCAUUUGCACGUGUGCAACAGACACAGUGCCUGCAGGUAAGGGCGUCCCUAAGAAACAGCAAGGCAUUGUUCAAAAAGUCAAAGUCAUGUCUAAACACGGGAAGUGGAAAGGACCUGUAACUUUGGCAGAUUAAUCUGAACAGGCAGUAAAGCAGGCCAAGAAAUAUAUUGAGAAACAACUUAAAAGGCAAUGACAAUCUCUGAAAAACACUGGAAAGACUGUAGGAAUCAUAAGAUUAUCAAAGCUGAGACAAGAUCAGGCUAGAAAAAGAAGAAAAAAAAAAGAAUAAAAAGUGCUGCCUGCGACUUCUCUGCUUAGAAGCAGAGGGGAGCCAAUAUCAGAUGUCUUCUUGCUGAGGAUGUGUCUCUAGAGGACUCAUCCAAAACUGAUGGGUGAGAAGAUGUUAUAUAGCAAAGUAACUGAGUAACAGCAAGCCUUCCAGCUUGGGUGGUAUUUGCUCAAGUGUCAAGAGGAAACUUAAGAAAAAGUUAAACCAGGCAUUGUGGAGUGCCAUUUUGUUGUUGUUGUUGUUUCAAAUCAUCUUGUUGUCCAAAAUUUAGGGAGGUCCCAAGUGGGAAUGUGAGGAGCUUCUGACAUCUGUAGCUUGACACCUUUUCUGGUCAGAUUGGUUAAAAUAUCAUGAGUAAUGGAAUUAUAGGAAACGUGUAUGAACAUGACAUUAUGGCAAAAAAUCCUCCUGGUUCGUGUAUGAGGAGAUCAUGUCUUUACUGGAGUUAUCCCAAAGUGUCAGUGAACACAGGCACAGGAGAAACCCUGUUGAUAGUGCGUGGCUUUGCAGAGGCAUUUGGAAAGAUCUCUCACCAGAGAUUUAAUGAAAUCCACCCCAGGUUACCAUGAGAGACCAACAAAUUUUUUGCAAUUAUGAUUGUUAGAGAAGCCCCAUAAAUGGGGAGCUGAUUAAUAGGUGAGAGCUUUGCAGCCUGGGAAGGAAAAGGUUGGUAUGAAGAGGGGGUGAGAUAGAUGCCCCUGCUGUUAUUGUCACUAGGAAGGGACUUCAGCUGUCUAUGCACUGAAGUAUAAUUGAAGACAGCCACCUCCUUGACACCCACUGAAUGACUUUCUUGUACUAGGACAUCUUACUCCACCUCUAAGCUCAUGGGCAGGUCAGAACAAGUGAUGCUAUUUCAACUAGUUUAAAGUCGUAGUCAUGGAUUGGAGUGAAAGGUGUGGAGUGUGAGUGACGAGCUGUGGGGCUGGGUGUCCCGGAGCGCUGGAGUCCUGGCUUGGGAGUGAGUUUUACGUCUCAGCUGUAUUUGUUUUUUGAAUCCCUGAGCCUCUGCUGUGCUCCCACAAUCUAGACCAGGAUGGGACUGUUAGAGGAGUUCUGGCACCACAAGUACUGGCUGCCACCUGGAGCUACCUGGGAAGACAUGAAGGAUUCUGCUGAUGUUCGCUACCCAAAACCUCAGGACCUCUUGCUCUGCAUCCCUGGUGCCCUGAUCCUGAUCAUUGUCCGAUACAUCUUUGAAAGAACCAUAGCUCUACCCCUGGGCAGGAGGCUGGGUGUGAGAAACAAGCCGAGGCGCAAAGCUCAGCCCAAUGCCACGCUGGAAGACUUCUACAAUCUGAUUGGCAGGACCCCAAAGGAGGAGGACCUGAUUUCUCUGGCCAAGCAAAAUGACCUCCCAGUUAAAAAAGUGGAGACCUGGUUCCGGCACCGGCGGGCCCAGGACCGUCCCAGACUGAUGAAGAAGUUCUGUGAGGCAAGCUGGAGAUUUAUAUUCUAUUUCACAUCAUUCUUCUCUGCGCUGGCUCUUCUGUAUGAUAAGCCUUGGUUUUGGGACCACACCGUGUGCUGGCUGAGCUUUCCACAGCAGCCUCUCCUGCCUGCACUGGGCUGGUUCUACCUGUUGGAGCUCUCUUUCUACUGCUCACUGGUUGCCACCCUGCCUUUUGAUGUGAAGAGGAAGGACUUCAAGGAACAGAUCAUCCACCACAUCGCCACCAUCACCCUGAUCUUUGUCUCCUAUUGUGCCAACCUUAUACGAUUUGGGAUGAUAGUCAUGCUGGUCCAUGAUGCCUCUGAUUAUAUUUUAGAGCUGGCCAAGAUGCUCCAUUACAUGAAAUGGAAGCGGGUCUGUGAAGCAGUCUUUGUUGUUUUUGCUGUGGUGUUCAUCAGUUCCCGGCUUGUCAUUUUCCCGUUAAUCACAUACUAUUACUUUGUGACAAAAUUUCAGAUGUUCCUCCUAAGCUGUCUGAUAAAUGCUUUCCUGAUGAUCCUGCAGUUGUUGCACAUUUUUUGGUCCUAUCUAAUCCUCCAGAUGGUCUUUGGUGUCAUCCUCCACGGUGCGAAAAGAAAAGACGCAAGAAGUGACACCGAGGAAAGCGACAGGAGUGAAGCAGAAGAUCUGACAAAGAGCAAAGAGUAAUGUGGGGCUCAUUGCAAAAUAAAAAAGCCAGACAGACUCUCAAAAGCAGGAAGGCAGAACAGGACCACGAGGGAGAGACCAGACAGGCUCACAGAUCCCUUUGCAGCGGUAUAUCUGAGGCAUCAUCCAACAUCUAGAAGAAAGAAAAUUUCAUCAUAGAGUUUCCAGGCAACAAGUAACUUCAGGAGAUGUUUUCUUCACCUCUCCUGUUGGGAACAUCACUUUACUAACACUCUAUCCAGAAAAAAAA
This is a messenger RNA of Anas platyrhynchos (mallard), 3867 nucleotides long. Its product is annotated as ceramide synthase 4-like. Gene Ontology annotation, molecular function: DNA binding; sphingosine N-acyltransferase activity; DNA-binding transcription factor activity, RNA polymerase II-specific. Gene Ontology annotation, cellular component: membrane. Gene Ontology annotation, biological process: ceramide biosynthetic process; regulation of DNA-templated transcription. The record is from RefSeq and is a predicted model, not a curated record. Lineage: Eukaryota; Metazoa; Chordata; Aves; Anseriformes; Anatidae.